GGUGAAUGAUCUGAUUGCAUCGAUAAUAUUUGGGAAUUGCCCAUUGUCUUAUCACUGAAGACUGAUAUGAUGUUGGUAUAUAAUGAUGGUGGAGCACGGAAGAGAAUUAGACUAACGAAAUGCUGUUCCGGUGUCUGAUUGCUGCUCUACUCGUUGCUCAAGGAUUCGCCCUUGAUGCACGAAUCACCAAUGGUGAGGCUGCAAUACCUCACAAGUACCCAUACCAGGUAUCAAUCCAAUGGGGAUUACCUCCUCUAAUUAAGUACCGUCACAUGUGCGGGGGCUCCAUCAUCGAUCCAAGCUGGAUCCUGACCGCUGGCCACUGCAUCACGGAGAUACCUAGGAUAGGAAAGCUCCGCAUCAGCGCUGGAAAGCACGUUCUCCAGGAACAAGAGCCUGGGCAACAGGAGCGCGUCGUCAGCCGCCGUCUGGUCUAUCCGGACUACCCAGGAGGUCUCUCUCAACACGAUAUUGGUCUUCUCCGGCUGGAGUCUCCCUUGAACUACACUGACCACGUCCAACCGGUCGUCCUCCCUUCCGCGAAAAAGCUGCACACCGGAGAGUCUGUUGUUACUGGCUGGGGUUCCAUCUCCACCGAACAGAUUCCUCGUUAUCCAUCCGAACUUCAAAGCCUUCAAGUCCCCAUUGUCGACUAUGACACGUGCUUGCAAGCCCUCAAGAGAGUGCCGGGCCCCGUUGAACUUUUCGACACUCAGAUUUGCACAGGGCCCAUCGGGGGAAACCAAUCGACCUGCUCCGGGGACUCUGGCGGUCCUCUUGUCCAGUUCGACAAUGAUUCCAAAGCCGAACUAGUUGGCAUUGUCUCUUGGGGAACGUUUCCCUGUGGAAGCGCUGGAAUGCCAGCUGUGUACACUCGCGUCUCGUUUUACAGCGAUUGGAUCCAGAGGAAAAUAAAAAAUUCAUUGUAAUAGAAUUUUCAUCACGCUGUGCGAAAAAGUCAUUUUGCAGUCACGCUUCGCCUAAAUAAUCCCUUUCCCACAUAUUGCGAUGGAGAAUAAUUGUCGAGACCCGUGAGAAAGGGAGCUUUUGGCUCGUGAGGGGCUUAUGGUAUGAGCCAAAGCGACUGACAUAAUCCGACUACUUUUCUGCACUCCCCAGGAAAUAUGAAAAAUCUUUUGGUUUAUGUACUUAUGACCGAAAAAAGUGGACUUUGAACACGUAGUGAAAGUAACGUCCCUAUCGAAGUACAGAUUUUCGUCGCAAGACAGGAAAAAUGUCUGAUGGGUGCGAGGGUUCCACGAGGCGAAGCCAAGAAGUGUCAUCACUCGAGUCAUUAUAAUAUGUCCUCACAAUAAAAGUAUUAUCUGACGAAA
This is a messenger RNA of Diachasmimorpha longicaudata, 1334 nucleotides long. Its product is annotated as trypsin-1-like. Lineage: Eukaryota; Metazoa; Arthropoda; Insecta; Hymenoptera; Braconidae. The transcript has 3 exons. Gene Ontology annotation, biological process: proteolysis. The record is from RefSeq and is a predicted model, not a curated record. Gene Ontology annotation, molecular function: serine-type endopeptidase activity. Bases 120 to 929 code for a protein of 269 amino acids.